GCCACCGCCCUCUCUCUCUCUUAGGUUUUUACAGACAGAGAAAUAAGAAACCCUGAAACAGAGAUAAAACAAAACACAAGUUUUGAGUGUUUUUUUUUCUUUCUCAGCAUCUCUCUUCUCUCUCUGUCCUUCUUAAACAACAACAACCGCCUUUAUUACACAAAAGCACCUCCCCCCCCUCUCUCUCUCUCUUAUAAUCUCUCUCACCAUUUCUCUUCUUCUCUUCAGAAAGAAACUCAUAAAGGAGAAGAACAAAAGAGUUGAGUUUGAAACUCUUUUCUCUCUCUCUCUAUCUCUAUAUCUAUAACCAUAGUUGUGUCUGUGAAAACACACACAAAUCUAAGAAGAAGUUAUGAAUAAACAAGAUGUUAUGAAACUUCAGACAUGUGUACUGAAAGUGAACGUACACUGUGAAGGGUGUAAGCAUAAAGUGAAGAAACAGUUGCAGAAAAUUGAAGGCGUCUACUCUGUAAAAGCAGAUGUAGAACAGGGGAGAGUCACUGUCACCGGAAACGUUGAUCCAGCUCUUCUGGUGAAGAAACUCAGCAAAUCAGGCAAACAUGCCGAGAUCUUAGGCGGUGGUGGAGGCGGGGGCGGAGGAGGGAAAGGGUUCCCUAACAUGAAUGGGCAGUUCGCAAAUCUCAACAUGAAUGGAAAUAGUAAGCCUAAAGGUGGGAAAGAGAGUAACCAAGUGAAGGGUAAAGCUGGUGGAGGAGGAGGAGGAGGUCAGAGUCAUGGACAUGGUCAACCAAUGCAAUUGACUCCUCAGCAGAUUCAACAGAUGAUGAUGAUGAAGGCUGCUGCUGCUCAUGGUGGUGGUGGUAACGGUCAGAUGAAAAUGCCUCCUGUUGCAGCUAAGGACCAGAAGAAGUCUGUUAAGUUUGCGGAAGAUGAUGACGAUGAGUUUAGUGAGGAUGAUUAUGAUGACGAGGACUUCAGUGAGGAUGAUUAUGAUGAUGAUGAUGAGUUCGAUGAUGAUGAAGAUGACGAUGAGGAGAUGGGAGGACAUGGAGGAGGUAAUCACAUGCCUCCUAAUAAGAUGAUGAUGCCUAACAAAAUGCCUCAGAUGGGUGGUGGUGCUGGACCCAAGGGGCCUAAUGAGAUUAUGAUGAUGAUGAAUGGGUUCAAAGGCGGUGCUGCCGGCGGCGGAGGAAAGAAAGGCGGCGGUGGGUUUGAGAUUCCGGUGCAAAUGAAGGGAAUGAGUGAGGGUAAAAAUGGAAAGGAUGGUAAAAAAGGAGCUAAAGGAGGUGACAAGGGUAAGAAAGAAGGGAAAGAGAAUAAAGGAGGUGGGGGCAAAACCGGGAAAACAGAUGCCAAAAGUGGUGGUGGUGGCCUUCUAGGGUUUUUCAAAAAGGGUAGCAGUGGGAAAGGAGAUGAGAAGAAGAGCGGAGGGAAGAAAGAUGGGGCUGGGGGUAAUAAAGUCAAAGCACCUGGUGGGGGAGGAGGUGGAGUUCAGCAUUAUGAUAGUGGGCCUAAAAAAGGUGGAGGUGGGUCUAAAGGCGGAGCCCAUGGGGGCCAUGAUAUUGAUGAGCUCAUGAAGCAGCACAGCAAAGGAGGGGGUGGAGGUAACAAGGCCAAUCAUAACCAUGGCGCCAAAGGGAUUGGUGGUCCAAUGGGACAAGGCGGUCCGAUGGGCCCUGGUGGUCCGAUGGGUAUGAUGGGUCCAGGCGGUCCAAUGGGUAUGAUGGGUCCAGGUGGUCCGAUGGGACCGAUGGGACAGGGCGGAGCUUACCCGGCGGUUCAAGGCUUACCGAUGAGCGGCGGCGGGGGUUACUAUCCACCACCACCUCAGGCAAACCAUCAAAUGAACCAGCAGCAGUAUAUGCAAAUGAUGAUGAACCACCAGCAACAACAGCAACAACAGCAACAAGCUGCAGCUCAUGGAGGCUAUGGUGGUGGUCACGGUGGCGACAUGUACCAUCCAAUGAUGUAUGCUCGGCCUUAUCCUGCAGUAAAUUACGCUCAUCCGCCUCCAAUGCCUCCUCCUCACUCGGAUUCUUAUACUCAUAUGUUCAGCGAUGAGAAUCCUGGUAGUUGUAGUAUCAUGUAAUGUUAAAUUAGAAUAUGGACAUGAAUGUUUGUCUUAGUCUUACGGUUUUUUUUUUUUUGGCUUGUCCUUAUCUUUGUUUUUUUUGUCUUUCGAGGAUUGGUAACAACAAAAUGUGCUUUAAUUUUGUUAGUGGAAUGAUGUUUAUAAUAUCUCGACUUGGGAAAAGAAUGGUUAUUUAUUG
This is a messenger RNA of Capsella rubella, 2231 nucleotides long. Its product is annotated as heavy metal-associated isoprenylated plant protein 34. The transcript is spliced from 3 exons. Lineage: Eukaryota; Viridiplantae; Streptophyta; Magnoliopsida; Brassicales; Brassicaceae. Gene Ontology annotation, molecular function: metal ion binding. The coding region runs from base 353 to 2050 and encodes 565 amino acids. The record is from RefSeq and is a predicted model, not a curated record.